GAAGACUGAACAGCACGCUGCACAGGAUCGUCACACACGCUGACAUUUGCUGAAGAAGAACAUCAACCGUUUUUAUAACUACAAAACUUCAUUUUUAUAAAAAAGUAAUAAACGAAUAGGGUAAAGCAAAUGUUUUCUCCCUGCAGCCGGGGGCUUUAGGAAACUGCAAGGAAGUCAUCAUGUGAAAAAAAAAAUUGUUAAACAGACAAAAGGGCUGGAUUACAAGAAAAAGAGCGAAAGUUAAAAGGGCGUGAGCGGAAUGUCCGUGGAUGAGAAGCCUGAAGCCCCCAUGUACGUGUAUGAGUCAACGGUUCAUUGUACCAAUAUCCUCCUGUGCCUGAACGACCAGCGGAAGCAGGAUAUCCUGUGCGAUGUGACUGUCCUGGUGGAGGGCAAGGAGUUCCGCGGCCACCGGGCCGUGCUGGCCGCCUGCUCAGAAUACUUCUUGCAGGCUCUGGUGGGACAGGCCGAGAAUGGCUUGGUCCUCAGCCUACCUGAGGAGGUCACUGCCAGGGGAUUCGCCCCAUUGUUGCAGUUUGCCUACACUGCUAAGCUGUUACUCAGCAGAGAAAACAUCCAGGAGGUCAUCCGCUGUGCCGAAUUCCUGCGCAUGCACAACCUGGAGGACUCGUGCUUUCGCUUCCUGGAGGCCCAGCUCCGCAGCGAGGAGGAUGGCCUGCUGCUGUGCCACAAGGUGGUGCCGGCCGAGGGCAACCACGAGACCGAGGAUGAGAACAUGCAGUCUGAGACGACAACAAAGGUCGCCUCACCCCGGCGCGCUGAAGCCCUUUCCUCCUUACGGCACGCCCCGGACAAGGACCGGCUACCCGUGGCAGUGCCCAGUGACUUCAGCGAUGGACGACUGGACUUCGACAUGCACGGAGCAUCCGACCUCCCCCGCUGUCCCAAAUACAGGAGGUACCAGUGGGCCUGCAACAAGCACAAUAACGACACCAGUACCUCAGGUUUACCAAGCACAUUAUUAUUAAAGGAGACCAGUGGCGGCAUCAGCGGCAGGGCAGUCCGGGGCCAGAGCAGGUCGCCGGUGGCAGACAUCAAAGUGGAGCCGCGGGCAGAGGAAGAGGCCAUCUCGCUGUGCCUGUCGGGGGACGAGCAGGACGGCCUGGACAAGGAGACAGGCAUGGAGAUGGACAGUGUCCCAGUGUUGUCCGCCUCCUCCGCCAAGAGGAGCAAGUCCCCCACCUGCCUCCGCACCUUCUUCAAGAAAGGAGCGGACCUGCCGGGUCUGCCCAACGUCUCGCAGCAGCUAUUUGCCAACAGACUCGCCAGCGUCUGCCCCCAAGACAAAGGAACCACUCAGGGAGAUCACAAAACAAAAGACUUCACUGCUGGGGAGCUGGGCCUGUCUGUUACAUCCCUGAAGGAGGUAGACGGCUUCCCUCUGAGGCUCUCGUCGCUGAAGUCCACCUCCUGCCAUGGCGUCUGCAAACAGGAAGUGGAGCUGGACCGCCGCAGUGUAAUCUUUUCCUCCUCAGGGGCCUGCGACCGUCUGGGCACCCCGGUGCAUUCCUAUCCCGGCGGGAACUCUUUGGAGAUGGAGCUCUCAGAGCACACGCCAAUGGGCCUGUGGGCCGGUGCCAGCCAGUCCCUUCCCAGCUCCCAGACCUACUCCCCCAGCAGUGCCCCCUCCCUCGCCUCCGCCACCACUGAGCCCCCGCCGGUCCUCUGUCGCCCGCUGCCAAACACCAGCUGCCCAGUGCCAAUCAAGGUGUGCUCGCGCUCGCCGCCCUCUGAGACCCGCACGCGGACCUCCAGCUCCUGCUCCUCCUACUCCUACGCGGAGGACGAGAGUGGCGGCUCCCCCUGCAGCCUGCCCCAGUUUGAGUUCUCCACCUCGCCGUGCUCCAACGUGGCACUCCGCCUUGCCGCCGACCAGCAGGAACAGGGCGUGAUGGGGGGGGACGCCCUCUUCAACCAGGUGCGCCCCAAAAUCAAGUGCGAGCAGUCGUACGGCACCAACUCCAGCGACGAGUCGGGAUCCUUCUCCGAGGGUGACAGCGAGUCGUGCCGAGUCGAUCAAGGCCGAGAGGUAAAACUUCCAUUCCCUGUUAAUCAAAUCACAAAUCUUCCACGGAACGACUUCCAAAUGAUGGUAAAAAUGCACAAACUGACCUCAGAGCAGCUGGAGUUCAUCCAUGAUAUCAGGCGGCGGAGUAAGAACCGCAUCGCAGCGCAGCGUUGUCGCAAGAGGAAGCUUGACUGCAUCAUGAACCUGGAGUGCGAGAUCAGAAAACUGGUGAACGAGAAGGACAAGCUGCUGGCAGAGAGGAACCAGCUGAAGGAGUGUAUGGGCGAGCUGUGGGAGAACUUCUCCUGUCUGUCCCAGGAGGUCUGCAGGGACAGGCAGCUGAGCCCGGAGCAGGUCCAGUCCCUGAACCACCACUGCCCUGUCCUGAAGCCCGGCACCAACACCACCACCACCACCACCACCACCACCACUGCCAGCAACGCUGCCUCCAACAGCAUUGACCUCAACACCCACUCCAGCUCAGCCACCCUGGAGCCCAGCUUCCUCAAGUCCUACGGGCCCUCAGAGAGUGAGCCUGAUUGGGCCAUGGGCAACGGGGCUGAUGGGGGGCCAGGUAGCAAUGAGGCGGGGGGCCAAGAGCCAAGUUUAUACAUGGAGGCGGGGCUCUCGUUCAAUGAACAGUCCAAUCAGACGGUGACGGUAGACUUCUGCCAGGAAAUGACUGAUAAAUGUACAACUGAUGAACAGCCAAGAAAGGACUGUACUUAGUAAACUGUGGUUUUAAUAUCUGUUUUUUAUUAUUUAAUUUGUAGUUUUUAUUUUCUUCUGACAAACCCCUUCCUUGGGGUUGGUGAGAUGUUCAGCCUCUACCAGUGUUCUUUAAACAACACGUUUUUUGUUUGUUUUUAUUUAUGUAUUUUUGUUGUAUUUUUAUAGGUUGACACUACAGUUGUCUUAACAGCAAUACUGUUCUCCAGGUAUUCUCCUCUCUGUAACCAUGACAGAGUAGGAACUUCCCACACAAAACUCUGCACACAAUGGUGCUCCACCUUGCCCCUGCAGGAAGCAACCUCCACAGUGGACACACUGUUCUCUAUCAAUACAGUCUACUCACAGGGAUGGGCAAAGAUCACAUCUUCAAUUCAAACCUCAAUGGACCUAACAGCAACUCUCUUUGUCUCUUGAUCUACCUACAGUUUCUAUCUCUCUGUCUCUCUCGCUAUCUCUCUUUCUAUGUCUCUCUAUUUCUCUCACUCUCCCUUUCUCUCUCUGUGUGUCUCUCUCUCACUCUCUCCUACUCUGUCUAUUUUCUAUCACUAUUUCUACAUCUUUCUCUCUAUUUCUCUAUCUUGCUAUCUUUCGUAUUCUCUCCCUCUGUCUCGUGGCCCUUGUCACAGCAAUUCAAACUCAGGAAAAUAUAUUCUGAAUGUUCAACAUGAUUAAUGAAAAUAAGAAUACAGCUUCUGUACAUGAGAGAUUUCUGAAGCAGUUAGACUGUAAAUGUUCAUAUGCAAAAAUGUCUUCUGCGUCACUCAUUUGCAGUUCCUGUACAGCAAAACGAUGUGUACAGACAGUACCUAAACAUUCCUCCUUUGCCUUGCUCAGCACUGAAACGAAAGAGAAAAACAAACGAUUUGGCAGGUGGUUCCCAAAUAGCAAUGUUCCCACACAUCAGCAAAACCAUUGUAUUUGGAUGUUGUAAUGGUAACUUCCAAGUGCUUGUCUGGGCAGAACGUAAUAACGUAUAAUGUAUAUAGUAUGGCGCAUGGUGACUGUCACAGUAAUAUUGUACAGGUAGUGGCUUAGACGUUUCUUUUUCACUGGGGUUAUAUCAAGCACCUUUUUUCUAAGGGAAAAUAUUUGCUUUGCUUUUUCCUGACUAAAGGAAAAUUCCCCAUAAGGGUGGGUGUUCUUAAACUCAGGAAAUCAGCUUGAUACACACACACACACUCACCCACACACAAACACGCACACACAGAGACACGUGCGCACACACACACACACACACACACACACACACACGGAUGUUGCUGGCGAGAACAGUGUAAAGUAUGUUAUUAACACAUCCAUUCAAACGUUGACACCUCUUUAAAUGUGAAAAAGAGUUUAGGCUUGUUGUGUUUUUGGCAAAACAUUCUUUCUUUGUAUCAGUAUUUAAAGAUGCUAUAUGUAUGAUGGUGAAACCUCUCACAGACACCCUUUGAAUUUCUUUAGUGUUAUGUUUCAAUGUUGUCAAGAAGUUUGAGAGUAGAUAUUCUGUCUGUAACAAAAAAACAUACACAAAAUAUUUAUAUUUGACUAAGGAUACAUUCUCCAAUGAAUCUGGGCUCAAGAUCAGGCACUUUCCUUCCAGCACCAGAUACUCAGUUGUAACUAGUUCUAAUAGCACUUCAUAGAGGGUCUAGGUCCGGUUCAGAGCCCUGAAAACACUGAUACUGAAGCACUUGAAUUGGCACUUCAAUUAAUACAUCUUAUUGAUAAGUUUAUAUUGAUAUAAAUAUCUCUAUGAAGACAUUAAAUUCAAAAACCUACAGCAAACAGGUUUAUUAACAAAAAGGAAGCUAACAUUAUAAUAUUUAGAGAGUGUUCAUCUUAUAUUUGUAUUUCUUUAAGAAUUGAAUAAUUUCAUUGGGACUUCAGUUCAUGUGAAAGCAUGAUAUAGUAACAUGUUUGCCCUGAUUGUACAUUUGUUGAAAACAUAAUAUUCUGUGAUGUGAAUGCAUGCUGCCUGUAUAUUUUACCUAGUUAUUUUGUCUAGCUUGUGUUUGCUUCUAACGAUAGUCCUCAACUAAAUUAUUUAGUCUAUCUUUUGAUGAACAAUAUUUACAUUUAUAACGUAAAUAUACAGAAAUAAUACUCGUAUCUGUUUAACAGGGAUGUGCUUGAAAAUACAAAACAUGAGAAAUAGAGCCAGAACCUAUGAAGAGGAGUGAAUUCAAUUGGAAUAGAAAGCUUUACUCAUAACCUUAACUUAAUUUAGGAUGAAAAGCUAUACAGUGUCAGAAAGAUAAUAUACACUUUGAUGACUGUCUGCAAAUUCUCCUUGGCGUUACCCGGCUGCCCUCUCUUGGACACAGUUGUGUAGUAGUCUAGUCUUGACUGAUAUCAAAUGCUGUUGUGAUAUUAGAGUGCAGCUUUGUAGAGUAUGUCUGUGUUUCGCAGUGUGCUAGUCUGAUUAUUUGACCAUAUAAUUAUUUCCCUAAGAUUUUAGUUAGACCCGUAUACAGUCAUACACAGACAACCACAAACAUGCACACAAAUAUAAAUACACACACGAUACAUGUCCAAUGGCAUUCUUAUGUAAAGAAGGAUUGAGUCUAGAGCAGUUGUAAUUGUUGUUUGUGAGGUUCUUCUUCCACUUUGGCUUUUCUCUGAUUCAUAUGCUAUCACUGAAGUGGAACAAUAUCCAUCAGUCUCCAUUAUCAGGUACAAAACAGGAAACACAUUUGUCAAACCACAUGCAGUUCCUACCCAAUAAAUGUACUUUUUCUUUCUAGUUUUUGAAGUAAAAGUGUAAAGCAUAACGUUCCACCAGAAAAACCCACUCUCAUUAGGCUAAACUUUGACAAAUGUCUAAUUUGGGGGAAAAUGUAUUGAAAUUCAUAAAGUUGAUAUUGUCCUCGGCCCAUCAAAGCUAUACCAAUAGAUAUCACUCAAUAUCUGUUUUUAGAUGUCUUUAUAAUUAUAUUAUGAUUAAUAUUGAUGUUGUUCUUUGGAUAGCAAUGAGUGCAUAGCAUAUUUCUGGUUUGUACUGUACGCAACAUUUACAAUUCCUCAUAAUUGUUUAUUCUCUAGCUAGAGCCCCUAGAUUGAUAUCCAGUAAAGGUUGGUUGGUGGAUGCAGAUAGAGACCCACUGGGCACAGACAUCAUUUCAAAGUCUAGUUUUGAUAUACAUUUGGUUGAGUUGUCAACUAACGUAAAUUCAAUGUGAAAUCAACAGCAAAAAAAUCACCAUGUCAUUAGAGUUCGGUUAAUUAUGGAAUUAACUUUAUGUUUAUGACUUUUUGCAAAUCCAAUUAGUUUUCAUCGUUGAUUCACCGUCAUCACAUUCAAUUGUUUUGUUGAAAUGAUUUGGAAACAACGUUGAUGCAACCAGUUUUUACCCAGUGGGAGGUGGUACAAAGUAAUGAGGGGUUUUUAAUGUAGCUCCUUCCUCCGGUCAAUUGCCAGUCCAGACCUCUUAGCCGUCUAGUCCUGAGAGAGCUACUCCAUGCUUGCUAUGCUAUAUGGGGUGUUACUAUUGGGACCAGUGGUUGAAAGUAGUACAUGGUCGGGUCACCUCUACAGUCACCUCAAGCAUUACAGGUCAUAUAAGCUUGUUGUGUGUCAUCAUCUCAUUCACAGAGAUUCGUCUGGUUGACCUAAACCAGGACUAGUCAUUGCUCUCGUAUAUCGUCUCAGGGUGCCAAGCGUUUUAUUUCUCAAUUUCUGAAUCUGGAGCAGACUUUUGUACUUUAGCUGGUUUUUGGCUUUGUUUGAGUGUCUGAAAGUAUAGCUCACUUCUAUCCUCUUGUUUUAUACUCCCGAAGCUAAUUUCUACAAUUACAAAUACGGAAUAAUAAUCUUUGCACAAUACAGAUCAAACUCAUUAAGAGCUGCAUUAAGAGAGAGUACUCAAUACAUUGGAGUAAAACACAUAUAUAAUUGAAUUAUGUUUUGGUAGUAAAUACAAUAAUUUCUUAGAUUUCUCUCAAGUUCCUUACCUCUGCAGUUUUUUACAAGCCAAAACUCAAACAAAAGGUAAUGUUAUUUGAUUUGUUAACUGGCUAUGGUAAUUAGUUGGUGGAUAUUUGUUGCAAAGCUAGGUGCGUUGAAUGCAUUAUCUUUUUGAGAGGCUUUUUUUUGUGCUGCUUCUCUGAAAGAAAACAAAAACACUGUCUCUCCAACUCCAAAGGUUGUUCUUUUGAAAAGAUGAACAAAACUUGCCUUUUUCACAAAUUGCUCAACUUUAUAAUACAAUAUACUGGUAUCCUGAUUGAAUGCACAGGCUGAGAUCAUUUUAGGAGUAAAAGAAAAGUUUGAUAUGUUUACAAAACGGUGUCACAUGUCAUGAUGUGUUUAUUACAUUUGCGAUGUAAGUAGAAAUUGCUAGGUUAAAAUGGGACUGAUGGUUAGUGUUUUUACAUCUAUAAACAAAAAAUGAUGCGUUUCCUCAACUUUUCUUUUCAUAGAACUGGGGAUGUUUCAGAGUUACAUGGAUACAAGUGCACCUCCAAUUUUUGCCUUAGAACUUGCAGAGGCUUACGCCCCCCAUCCCUGAGUCACCACCAGUGCAGACCUUCUCACACUUAUCUACCUGUGAAAUCCUUCAUACCUCUCAUUACUGGUCAAUGACUGUAUCAGCAAACUUCAUCAGGUGUUUUUUCUACAUGCUUUUUACACAGAUUAUAUGGAUUAUUGUAUUAGUAGAUUUUGGUGCAUCAUUUUUUAUGUAAUAUAGCUCUUAAACUUGUAGUCACAAAGUAGUUUUUCUCUCGUUUUUCUAGAAGACAGUUUUUUGUUAAUAUUGUCAAUUUGAAAUAGCUGUUAUUUGCUUAUUCUCUACUAAGAGUCCUUAACUUUUUAAUUUUUAAAUGCUACACGACCCUAAUUAAUUAAAAUGACUUAAUAACCAUUGUAAAUACGGUAUUGUGCAAACCCCAUUUUCAUUCAUUUCAAUUGCUAGUGUUAUAUAAAUGACAUUUUUGUCUAGACACCAUUUCUGUUUAUGAAAUAAAGAAAC
This is a messenger RNA of Coregonus clupeaformis (lake whitefish), 7713 nucleotides long. RefSeq names its product transcription regulator protein BACH2. The transcript is spliced from 5 exons. NCBI's taxonomy places the organism in Eukaryota, Metazoa, Chordata, Actinopteri, Salmoniformes, Salmonidae. The record is from RefSeq and is a predicted model, not a curated record. The coding region runs from base 260 to 2758 and encodes 832 amino acids. Gene Ontology annotation, biological process: regulation of transcription by RNA polymerase II. Gene Ontology annotation, molecular function: RNA polymerase II cis-regulatory region sequence-specific DNA binding; DNA-binding transcription factor activity, RNA polymerase II-specific; protein binding.